Messenger RNA from Nematostella vectensis (starlet sea anemone), 2114 nucleotides. Its product is annotated as transcriptional regulator Myc-A. Lineage: Eukaryota; Metazoa; Cnidaria; Anthozoa; Actiniaria; Edwardsiidae. Gene Ontology annotation, biological process: regulation of transcription by RNA polymerase II. The transcript is spliced from 3 exons. The record is from RefSeq and is a predicted model, not a curated record. Gene Ontology annotation, molecular function: DNA-binding transcription factor activity, RNA polymerase II-specific; protein dimerization activity; RNA polymerase II cis-regulatory region sequence-specific DNA binding. Bases 158 to 1156 code for a protein of 332 amino acids.
GUAAAACCAAUGUUUGUCACUGAAUUGAAAUUUCUAUCGUAGUUCAAACCCGGCCUCUUUUUAGGCUGUAGUAUUUCGAAGACAGUCGCAUAAAUCGGCUCACCUUCGGUACACCCGGACAAGCAGUAAUACUGCUGGGUACAGCUACCACCAAAGGAUGAUGGUGAAGAUUGAACAAAUCAAACCGUUUGCUUUGGACCAGGACGCGACAUACUUCUUUCACCCGGAAAAAGACGAUGACAAAUCCGAUAGCUACACAGCUACGGUACCUAUGGAUAUUUGGAAAAAGUUCGAGCUUCUUCCUACACCCCCGAGAUCUCCCUCAAGGUCCCCUUGUGAUUCACCGGUUCAUAUGAUUUCUAGUUCCUCUGUAGCAGAUACACUACAGAUCGUUUCUGAGAUCUUAGAUGACGACGAAGCUCAGUCUACACCGACGGUAGAGAAGAAUUGCUCAAGCCUUAAAUCGAAAUUAAUCCAGGACUGUAUGUGGAAUGGAUCGGCGUAUGAAACGUUUACAGAUUUACGACAACUUGUGACACAUCCCAGUGAAGACCUGUACGAGACGCCGUGCUCGACACCUCCGCCGGUUGAAUACAUCAGUUCAGAUUGUGUAGAUCCUUCCACAGUAUUUCCAUACCCUAUGAACGAUACACAGAGCUUUUGCAGCUCACACUCCAGUGAUUCCGAAGAGGAAAUAGAUGUUGUCACAAUCGAGAAGCCGACCAUCAAAACGAAGAGAAAGCUGAAUGAAAGGCCGGCGACCACCGCUACUAAAGAAGAACCCCCGGUGAAAAAGCUGAGACCGGUUGCAGUGAGGGCCAAGCCAGUGAAUCAGACCACCUCUCAUUCGAAAACGAAACGACACGUUAGUAGUGGAUCGGAGGAAGAGCAUGAUUGUGAGUCCAAAAGAGCCGUCCACAAUGUCCUCGAGCGGAAACGAAGGAAUGAUCUAAAGACGAGUUUUCAUCAGCUGAGAGCGGAGGUUCCAGAGCUCGAAGAGAACGAACGAUCACCGAAAGUGACAAUUCUCCGAAAGGCCCGGGACUAUGUUGAACAAUUAAAAGAGGAGGAAACUAAAUUGUUAGCUGAAUUAGACAAGGAGAAGGAACGGAAAAAGGAACUUAUGAAAAGGUACUCUGCGCUAAAGCGAAAUUAACACACGUUCGGCGUCCGAGAUCGUUCAACCAAGGGUUCAUAUUAAAAUCAUGUAGAUUAACUUGUAAAUAUCCACAUUCUGUUAGGAAAGAGGUAGAAGUAAGGAUUUCUUAGAUAACCUACACAUUCCUUAUACGUGAAACCGGCUAUUAUAUAUUUAGUGAUCCUUGAUUCUCACUGCUCUUAGUGCCGGGCUGUUGUUUGUUGUGAAUUUUACGCACAUUCAGCGUUAUAAAAGUCUUGAGAUCGCUUUGCUUUUAGCCCGAUCUCUAAAAACCAUUAGUAAAUUUUGACUGCAUUUUUUGAAAUAACAUUUCCCAUUAAUUGAUUAUUGAACAUUGUCGCUUUAGAAGCUUGUUAUUGCACAACAGACGUUUCGAUGAAUGAAAAUAGUUUUGCAUAAUGAGGGCAAGCGCGCGAAAUGGUCGGUUCUAGAUUUGCAUCUAAUUAUGAUAGCCUCAAUCAGUCGCGCGAUUCUUUGAUUUCGGUGCGUAAAUAAGAAUGACUUGUAUAUUCCAUAGCAACGUAUUGUUGUGAAUCCAUUCACCGCAAUUGCACAAAAAUAAUCUAUUUUACAAUGUAAAACUUGGUAUAUGCCUUUAUGGCUGGUUCGUCAAGAUUAGCGCAUGUUUCAGCGGCUGACUGGUAUAGUAAUGGUGUAUGAGUGCUCGACGCACCUCGGCCUCUCGUCAAAUUCUAUUUUUCUAGGAAAAAAAUCUAUUUUAAUCCAGUACGUAAUAGCUAUGCCUGACGUGUUAAAGUAGGAGAUAUUCCUACUAAAAUUGUACAUUCAAAUCCACAUAUAUAUAUGAUAUAUUUAGAAUGAAAACACUUGAAAAAAUAGAGAAGUUAGUUGAGCCAAUUUUCCAAAAUGAUAAUCUUGUUACUGUUUUGAACGUGACGUUUUGCCCCUGGUAGUUGUUGUUUUAAAAAAAUAAAUUCCACAGGGUAAAGAUUUA